Molecule: messenger RNA, 1008 nt
Organism: Lycium barbarum (goji berry)
Lineage: Eukaryota; Viridiplantae; Streptophyta; Magnoliopsida; Solanales; Solanaceae
Exons: 2
Coding region: 1-1008 (335 amino acids)
Source: RefSeq, a predicted model, not a curated record
AUGGAGGUGACAAGCAAGGAUAUCACCAAAAACCACUUGAUAGUGGAAGAGGAUCUAGUCAAAGGGGAAGUGAGGGUUCCAAAGGAGACGUCUCAAAAUUCAGAUAACCCAGAUUCUCUAAAUAAUGAGAAAUUUGUAGAGAGAUGUGUUAAUCAAGAAUCUCUAAAUGCUGGGUGUGCGGAGAAUUUGAGUGCUCCUAUUGUUAAAGAGACAACUUUGGAUGUCAUAGUUGCUGAGGGUGAAAAGAGACAAAAGGGGUCUGUAGUGGGUGAGAACAUAGCGAAAUUAAGAGAAGUAAAUGUUGAAAAUGUGGAAAUCAAUGACAAAUCUGGACCGGAAUUGCCAACGGAAAGUGACAAUGUAAAUGUUAGUCUUGAAAAUAUUGGUGACUAUCUUAAUGACAUUGUCAAAAAGGUUGUGAAUGAUGUUGUUGAUGAAGUUUCUGGAGAGAUUUCUAUUGAAGAAGAAUUUGAAAAGGAAAUAAACUUAGAUAAGGAUGUAGCUUUGGGAACGUUCCUCAAGCGAAGAACUGGAAGUGCAAAAUCAAAAGAAAGGAGAGGUCAGGGCAAAUCCACAUCUGCUCUAGAAAAAGGACCUCCUAUUACUAGACGAAGGGCCACUUCACAACUCUACUCUGCUUCUCAAGGUAACAAGGAGAAGAGUCCUGGUAAGAAUAGCAAGUUGGCAAAAGCAGUCAACUUGAGUCGUUUGAUAGAUGAAGAGGAAGUUGUGACUGUGUCUGAUAAAGAAGAAGAAGAAGAAGAGACAGAGGAGGAAGCUCCUCUAGAAAGAAGAAAUUUUAAAGGAAAGAAGAGAUCUGUAAUUGAUGAAGAGGAAAAUGUGGGUAAGGUAGAAGCUGAGAAAGUCAAUGAAAAAAUAAUAAAGGAAAAGGAAGUGACCCCCUCUCCUAAGAAGAGAAAGAGCCCAGUCAAUAGGGAAGCGGGUCCCUCUAAGAAAAGAAAAGUAAUCUCGACUGAGGGACCUGGUUCCAGCAAAAAGGGAAAAUAA